AUGGGCAGCGGCGGCCACGAACUUGGAGGCAACUUUGUUGACCUCGCGUCUUACCAGAAGCUCGGAGAGGGCUCCAACAUGUCCAUAGACAGCAUCGGGAGUCUCCAGACGACGACCGGCGGCGGCUCGGUGUCAAUGUCCGUGGAGAGCAUCGGGUCCAACAACUCGCACGCCCUCAUUCUCCCGCACCGCGGCCUCCCUUCCGUUCACACCAAUAACUACCCCGUGGGGCACAGUAUUCUCCGCACUGGCAGGGUGUCCCACGUUCUCAGUGACGAUGCCCUGGCGCAGGCCUUAUUGGAUAGCCGUUUCCCGACCGAAGGGUUGGAAAACUACGAUGAGUGGACUAUCGAUCUCAGGAAGUUGAACAUGGGGAUGCCGUUCGCGCAGGGGGCCUUCGGGAAGCUCUACAGGGGUUCUUAUAAUGGAGAAGAUGUUGCAAUUAAAUUGCUGGAGCGGCCGGAGAACAAUCCUGAGAGGGCGCAGUUGAUGGAGCAGCAGUUUGCCCAGGAAGUUAUGAUGCUCGCCACAUUGAAGCAUCCAAAUGUGGUCCGGUUUAUUGGUGGGUGCAGGAAGCCAAUGGUAUGGUGCAUCGUCACAGAGUAUGCCAAGGGUGGUUCAGUUAGGCAGUUCUUGAAUAGAAGACAGAACCGGUCGGUACCGCUCAAGCUGGCUGUGAAACAGGCGCUCGAUGUUGCAAGGGGCAUGGCCUAUGUCCAUGAGCUGGGAUUCAUUCAUCGGGACUUGAAGUCAGACAAUCUCCUGAUAUUUGGGGAUAAGUCAAUUAAAAUUGCCGACUUUGGAGUGGCUCGGAUCGAGGUGCAGACUGAGGGCAUGACUCCAGAGACUGGAACCUACCGUUGGAUGGCUCCGUAAGUGAAGUGUCGAUUACUUGUUCUCUGCUACCUGUCAUCCUGCCUCAUAUCUUUAAUUACUCCUAGAUCGUUGCCUUAAAUUAUCUUUAGUUGUUCAUCUAAAAUGAUAAUUUGUCUUCAGAUAACUUCUUGGAUGGACGUUUUUUUGUCAUGCCAAGGGACGUGUUUUUAUGGACUUUAGAUUGUAUCAUAUUGUAAUGUUCUUUUUGUUCCAUUUCUGUCCGACUUAUUCAACAACAUGAAUUAAUGUGAUUACUUUGUUUUGAUCUGAUGCAUAUGGUGUCUCUUUAGGAACGUGGUUUUGCAUUAAUGUGAUUAGGUUUCCUUUCAUGUUCUCUUUUGUUGAUUUUUUUUUUAUUAGUGUGAUGUUAUGUGAAUUGUUUUCUUUGUCCGUUUGUUUCCAUUGACGAGAUUUCAAAUUAAGGAUUCACUAUUAUUUAAUAGUGUUUUAUUGAUUAUUUGGUGUUUCGUAACUCCUAUUUAGGUCUCUCAAUCGCCUUUAAAUUUCCCUAUACUUCUAAAAGUUGUGGUUGAUUAAUCUUGGAAAGAUACUAAUCUAAAGUUCGAAACAAUAAGUCGAUUCCCGAACAACAGUUAAUUGUGUCCAAAAGUUGCUCAUGUUUUUCUUGUCUACUAUAGUUUUUUUUAUGUCAACCAUAUCAAUGAGCGUAUAAAAUCCGACAUUCAUUCUUCUGGUAUCUAAUCGAUAAAAUUGCAUGGCCAGUCUGCUGCUUUGGUCUUUACUAAGUAGUCAAGCCCGUGGAAAAUGAAUCCAAGUUCUGAAAAUACGGCUUUGGGACAUUGUUAGCUGAAGAAUUUAGUUUUUACAUUGUACUUUUUAAAUGAAGGUUAAUUACAACAUUCAAAACCGGAAAACCAUAUUUUUUCCAGUGUGUUUCCACCAGAAUCUAUUUUCCCAUAUUGCCUUUAUUUAGAUACUUGAGAAUUUAGUUGUGAUCUCAUUUUCUCAUAAACGGUAGGCUGUUAUUAAUAAUAUUUUCGUUACCACCUUCCUGCAUCAAGACAGCUGUCGAUGAAAAGUUUUCCAACAUGUAGUUAGUUGUAAAAUGAUGUCAGCAUUAGCUGAGAUUCACUAAUUCUAUAUUCAUAUCAUAAAAUUUGGAUUUUCUGUUUAUUCUGUAUAGGUUCUCUGUUUGCCGUAACUCGUAGAUCUGAUGCAUUACUCAAAACUGUAAAUGCAUUGCUGUUUCAGUUGAUAUUGCUGUACAGAUGAUGAUCACUGUAAGAAUCCCUUUGAUAAACUGAAAGAGUGUUGAAAUGAUGAUGUACAUGGAAACACGUGUGGGGAAAUUAUAUGGCAGAUUAUGAAGUAGACGAUAGGCGUGGAGAGGGAAGAACCGAAGAUGGUACAUAAAAGUUGAUCCAUUCACCGUCGAUUAUACAACAAUUAUUCCCCAACAUUUGACAGGUUUUAAAUUCGUGAGUUGGCACAACAUUGCCUACCACCUCUAUAUUCACCACUAUGACCACUGCCAUCGUGAUCAAUCAGCUAGUUUUCAGCCCUUACCUCAAAUGCUGCAUCACCGCCUAGUGUCUGCAUGAUUUUCAAUCAGAUGCUGUGAAGUUUAUUUGAUUUCUACUAAGCUACUAUUAUGUAUUCUCUUGGUAGAAACUACAACAUGGGCUGGAUAUAUAUGCCUCAUCUGAACUGCUUCGAGUUUCUGACUUUUCCUCACGUCUGAUCUUUUGCUAGAUGCAUAUACAUAGCCUUGUUGUGGCAGAGUUUCGAAUUUACGGUCAUUCUUUGUGAAGCAAAUCGCUUCCCAUCACUAGUACUAGUACUAUUUUACUCCAUUGUUGUUUCUAGGUUGACUGCGAUUCUGCAAUUAUUGAUCGAGCGGGCAUCUUUGUCGCCUCUGUUUCUACUACGCCUGUUACAAUUUCUUUUGUUUCUACGUCUGUUACAAUUCUACUGAAACUCACGGGGCUGAGACUGCUUGGGCAUGCGACGCUCCGCAGGGAGAUGAUCCAGCACAGGCCGUACAACCACAAGGUGGACGUGUACAGCUUCGGGAUCGUCCUGUGGGAGCUGAUCACAGGUAUGCUUCCCUUCCAGAACAUGGCGGCCGUCCAGGCGGCCUUCGCCGUGGUCAACAGGAACGUGCGGCCGGGCAUCCCCUCGGAUUGCCUCCCCGUGCUGGGGGAGAUCAUGUCGCGCUGCUGGCACGUUGACCCCGACGUACGCCCCACCUUCGCGGAGGUCGUCAGCAUGCUCGAGCAAGCAGAGUUGGAGAUCUUGACGACGGUCAGGAAGGCCCGCUUCAGGUGCUGCAUCUCCCAACCCAUGACCAUGGAUUGA
Spirodela intermedia is the source of this 3195-nucleotide messenger RNA. Lineage: Eukaryota; Viridiplantae; Streptophyta; Magnoliopsida; Alismatales; Araceae. The record is from the annotation of a GenBank genome assembly.